GCUGGAGAGAUAUGUGAAGGCCCAAAAUGACCCUCCUACCGGGAGACAACUCCGACUACGACUACAGCGCCCUGAGCUGCGCCUCGGACGCCUCCUUCCACCCGGCCUUCUUCCCGCAGCGCCAGCCCCUCAAGGGCGUCUUCUACCGCCGCGCGCAGCGGCUGCGGCCGCAGGACGACCCCCGCCCGGGCGGCCAGCCCGAGGACCGCCGGCGACAGAUCAUCAUCAACGUGGGCGGCAGCAAGUACUCGCUGCCCUGGACUACGCUGGACGAGUUCCCGCUGACGCGGCUGGGCCAGCUCAAGGCCUGCACCAACUUCGACGACAUCCUCAACGUGUGCGAUGACUACGACGUGACCUGCAACGAGUUCUUCUUCGACCGCAACCCGGGCGCCUUCGGCACCAUCCUGACCUUCCUGCGCGCCGGCAAGCUGCGGCUGCUGCGCGAGAUGUGCGCCCUGUCCUUCCAGGAGGAGCUGCUGUACUGGGGCAUCGCCGAGGACCACCUGGACGGCUGCUGCAAGCGCCGCUACCUGCAGAAGAUCGAGGAGUUCGCCGAGAUGGUGGAGCGGGAGGACGAGGAGGACCCGCUGGACAGCGACGGCCGCGACAGCGACGGCCCGGCCGAGGGCGAGGGCCGCCUGGGCCGCUGCAUGCGGAGACUGCGAGACAUGGUGGAGAGGCCGCACUCGGGGCUGCCCGGCAAGGUGUUCGCCUGCCUGUCCGUGCUCUUCGUCACCGUCACCGCCGUGAACCUGUCUGUCAGCACCUUGCCCAGCCUGAGGGAGGAGGAGGAGCAGGGCCAGUGCUCCCAGAUGUGCCACAACGUCUUCAUCGUGGAGUCGGUGUGCGUGGGCUGGUUCUCCCUCGAGUUCCUCCUGCGGCUCAUCCAGGCGCCCAGCAAGUUCGCCUUCCUGCGGAGCCCGCUCACGCUCAUCGACCUGGUGGCCAUCCUGCCUUACUACAUCACCCUGCUGGUGGACGGCGCCGCCGCGGGCCGCCGAAAGCCCGGCGCCGGCAACAGCUACCUGGACAAGGUGGGGCUGGUGCUGCGCGUGCUGCGGGCGCUGCGCAUCCUGUACGUGAUGCGCCUGGCCCGCCACUCCCUGGGGCUGCAGACGCUGGGGCUCACGGCCCGCCGCUGCACCCGCGAGUUCGGGCUCCUGCUGCUCUUCCUCUGCGUGGCCAUCGCCCUCUUUGCCCCCCUCCUAUAUGUCAUCGAGAACGAGAUGGCCGACAGCCCCGAGUUCACCAGCAUCCCCGCCUGCUACUGGUGGGCCGUCAUCACCAUGACAACUGUGGGCUAUGGGGACAUGGUCCCCAGGAGCACCCCGGGCCAGGUGGUGGCCCUGAGCAGCAUCCUGAGUGGCAUCCUCCUCAUGGCCUUCCCCGUGACCUCCAUCUUCCACACCUUCUCCCGCUCCUACCUGGAGCUCAAGCAGGAGCAGGAGAGGGUGAUGUUCCGGAGGGCCCAGUUCCUCAUCAAAACCAAGUCGCAGCUGAGCGGCAUGUCCCAGGACAGUGACAUCUUGUUCGGAAGUGCCUCCUCAGACACCAGAGACAACAACUGAAGCCAGAGGACACCCCUGCCCUGUCUGCCAUCCACUGCAGAAGCCCCCACAGGGACAUGCCACCGUGAGUCCGGCCCUGGUAUAGGACUGACUUGAACCAUGCCCCAGGAAGAACAUCAGAAAGGUCAGCGUGGGUCUUGCCCCGCCAUGACCAGAAGAGAAACAUCUGGGUCACGAGCCCAGCCCUGCUCUGGCCGAUGUCUGUUUCCUGCAACAAGGAGGUGGCUUGUUCUUCCCGCUGUGUAAAUAGUGAGCCCAGCAAAAACUUGCAUUAUGGGUCUGCGUGGAG
Molecule: messenger RNA, 1860 nt
Organism: Lemur catta (Ring-tailed lemur)
Lineage: Eukaryota; Metazoa; Chordata; Mammalia; Primates; Lemuridae
Gene: KCNG1
Product: potassium voltage-gated channel modifier subfamily G member 1
Exons: 2
Coding region: 27-1571 (514 amino acids)
Biological process (GO): protein homooligomerization; regulation of delayed rectifier potassium channel activity; potassium ion transmembrane transport
Cellular component (GO): voltage-gated potassium channel complex; membrane
Molecular function (GO): delayed rectifier potassium channel activity; protein binding
Source: RefSeq, a predicted model, not a curated record